This is a messenger RNA of Lichtheimia ornata, 2427 nucleotides long. RefSeq lists its product as uncharacterized. The record is from RefSeq and is a predicted model, not a curated record. The transcript is spliced from 7 exons. Gene Ontology annotation, cellular component: membrane. Gene Ontology annotation, molecular function: sulfate transmembrane transporter activity. Lineage: Eukaryota; Fungi; Mucoromycota; Mucoromycetes; Mucorales; Lichtheimiaceae. Bases 1 to 2427 code for a protein of 808 amino acids. Gene Ontology annotation, biological process: transmembrane transport.
AUGGCGCCGAAUCCUGCGGGAUCAAACGUGGUCGUUGACUACGAAGACAUCUCCUACAAGCAUGAAAUUAAAAAAGGCAUCAGGGCUUUUCCAAGGAACGCUGCCAAUUACGUUAUUGAGCUUUUCCCCAUAUUCCAAUGGAUUCAUCGAUACAAUUUGAUGUGGCUUGUCCGCGACUUGAUUGCUGGCGUUACAGUGGGUAUCGUGGUGGUACCGCAAAGUAUGGGAUACGCCAAGUUAGCUGAAUUACCGGCAGAGUAUGGAUUAUAUACCGCAUUUGUUGGUCUCUGUGUUUAUUGCUUUUUUGGGACAUCCAAAGAUAUUAGCAUUGGUCCCACAGCCGUCAUGUCAUUACUUUUGGGACAAACGAUUAUUCGAUCCACUUCAGCUGAAGGCAGUACGAUGACAGGUCCAGAUAUUGCAGUAACGUUUUCCUUGUUGGCAGGCGCCACGAUUUUAUUCAUUGGUCUCGUGCGCCUCGGCAUUCUUGUUGAUUUUAUCCCAGGCCCCGUGAUUGCCGCGUUCAUGACUGGGUCAGCCAUUACCAUCACCUUUAGCCAACUCAAAUCCCUUACAGGCAUAUCUGAAAUCGAUACCCAAGACCCUGCCUACUUGAUUCUUGGCCACUUUUUUCAAUACAUCCCCCAUAUGAAAUUGGAUGCUGCCUUUGGUGCUGCGGGGUUGAUUUGGCUCUACAGUAUCCAACAUGGUUGUCAAUGGCUCGCCAAGCGGUAUCCACGAUACGGCACCGCCAUCUACAUGUUCAGCAUCAUGCGUAACGGCAUCCUUGUCAUUUUCGGCACCUUGAUUGCGUUUCUUAUCAACCUUGGCAAGGACUCAAGCCCCAUCAGUAUCCUUGAAAGCGUACCUGCUGGUUUCCAAGCCAUGGGCGUUCCCAAUGUCAACACAGAGUUGGCUGCUGCUGUUGCUCCCUCACUACCCUCGGGUGUCAUUGUUCUGAUUUUGGAGCAUGUAGCCAUUGCCAAAUCAUUUGGAAGAAUGAAUGAUUAUACAAUUCGUCCUUCUCAAGAAAUUGCAGCUAUUGGGUUCACCAAUGUUGUGGCAGCCUUCUUUGGUGCUUACCCUUCAACGGGUUCAUUCUCUCGCACUGCUAUUGUAUCACGUUCAGGCGUGAAGACUCCCUUGUGUGGUGUAUUUGCUGCUGCUGUGGUCUUGUUGGCACUUUAUGCAUUAACACCAGCCUUCUACUAUAUCCCCGAUUCCAUCCUUGCCGCUGUCGUGAUUCAUGCUGUUGCAAAUUUGGUUUCUGGUCCAAAGUACAUCAAGCGCCUGGCAUCGGUGAGCUUGUGGGAGCUCUUUGUAUUUGCCGUUGGUGUGAUUGUUAUCUUUUUUACGUCCGUCGAAUAUGGUAUCUAUGCAUCGGUGGCGCUCUCGAUUGUGAUUUUGCUCUUUCGCAUUGCACGUCCACGUUUUUGGGCAUUGGGUCGUAUCCCUUUGGCGUCCACAGCUACAAGCCCACCCUCUCCAUGUGAUACCGAAAAGCCGCCUUUACCUUCUGACAAUGAUGAGAAAAAGCAUCAGCAAUACCUCUAUGUGCCUGAAUCCAAUCCUUCUUUGGGUCAUCUUGUGGAACCAUUACCCCCUGGCAUCCUCAUGUGUCGUGUGGAUGAAUCGUUCACCUAUCCCAAUUCAAGCUAUAUUUCUGAAAAGAUCAUUGACUACUGCAAAAGCCGUACACGUCGUGAUUUUGGUGAUGACAAAGGCAAGAUGGAUCGGCCAUGGAAUGAUGCUGGUAACAAGGAUGCCGAUGUACCACCUGAAGAACAAGCACCUUUGCUACAUGCCUUAGUGAUUGACUUUGCCAGUGUCAAUCGAUUGGAUUCAAGUGGAUUGCAAGGAUUGCUUGAUGCACAAAAUACCUUGAAUCGAUACUCGGGUCAUCAUGUUGAAUUCCACUUUGUUGCCAUCCUUAGCCCUGCUAUCCGACGAUCCCUCAUUAUUGCUGGUUUUGGGACUCAGCCUACAAUGCAUUAUGUCAGUGAACCUACCGAGGUAUUACCUGUCGUUCCAAGCAACAACAAUAUUGCGUCCACGGCGCCACCUUCCAUGUAUCAUGCAUCUUCUAGAGGCGGGUAUACAGCUGAUGAUGAUGAUGAUGACGUUGAACGUGCCAUGUCAUCGGCUUCUUCGGAUGGUGGUGGUGAUGUUCGUAGUAACACGAAAAAGUAUUCUCAUCAUGGGAUCGAAGAACAUCAGGUGGAAGAUGUUGUUGCCGAUGGUAGUGCCAAUGUGAGCAUGCACAGCGCUCGUUCGAUUCCAUUGCCAAAGGACAAGUACCCUUUCUUUCACUGGAGCGCUGAUGAAGCUGUAAGAGCAUCCGUUGCUUCCAUGGCAGCUCGCAACGCCGAAGAACGACAACAAAAAGAAGAACAACAACAUCAACAACCACAAAAUCAACAACAGUGA